This is a messenger RNA of Antechinus flavipes (yellow-footed antechinus), 1016 nucleotides long. Its product is annotated as V-set and transmembrane domain-containing protein 1-like. The record is from RefSeq and is a predicted model, not a curated record. The transcript is spliced from 8 exons. NCBI's taxonomy places the organism in Eukaryota, Metazoa, Chordata, Mammalia, Dasyuromorphia, Dasyuridae. Bases 32 to 757 code for a protein of 241 amino acids.
AUUCAACUGAGGACAGCAUUUUGGCUGCACCAUGGCCUCCACACUCUCCUUUUUACUCUGUCUCGGGCUGUGUCUGAGCCAGAGGAUCAGAGCACAGGAGGGCCUUCUCCCCAAACCUAACCUCUCAGUUCAGAAAAGUUUUAUCCUGGUCCCAAGGGGCAACGUGACCUUCAGGUGCAACAUGUCAGAUGAUGAUUUGCCACCCCUGAAAUGGACAUAUCAGCUGUUCAAGGAGGGGAAUUCCAAGCCCUUAUGUUCAAAGACUACAGAAGCAAGCUGGGUUAAGUUUACCCUACCGUUUACUACAACCCAGGAUUUUGGGAACUACAGCUGUAAGUUCUUUGACUCUCAGAACCCACAAAAUGAGUCAGAGUCCAGCAUGGUCCUGGAAAUUUCUGAGAAAGGUGCAAUGGAUAAACCUCUCACAAUAGUAUCAAAAACCACUCUCAUCAUCCUCUGCUGUAUCAUCAUUCUCUUCUUCCUCUUUUUGUUGGCCUUUGUCUAUCAUCAAUUUUACCUUGGAACCCCAAAAGGAAAAGCUACUAGGAGGUAUAGACAUGAUGAAAAAGAAAAUAACCCAUCAAAUUCAGGGACUGAGGAAUACGGAGUAACCUACAGCCAGUUGAACAUGAAGUCUUUGAAUAAAGGGAGGUCAGCUCCUCCUUUGACUACAACAUCCCAAGAGGCUACAACGUAUAGCACAGUAGCUUGGCACAAGAGGAAAAUGGAUACAUAUAAAUAUACAUUUGGAAAAUAAAAAAAAGCAUGCACUUCAAACAGAUGACUGGGGGUCCAAUGUGCAAUGUGCAAUUUGGACAUAUGGUUCCAGAGUGAGUGCCACACAUAUUUGACCCAUGUGGAGCAGAACUGUCUAUCAACUUACUUUCACUUGGCCUAUAGUAUAUCAUGUGCAAAUACUUAAUGUUCAAUAAUUUUUAGCCCUGAUUUAGUAAUAAUACCAAAUUUUUAAAAGUAUUUUGUCUUAUAAUUACAAAAAUAAAUUAUGUCUUUUAACA